This is a messenger RNA of Pundamilia nyererei, 7214 nucleotides long. RefSeq names its product serine/threonine-protein kinase TAO1-like. Gene Ontology annotation, biological process: protein phosphorylation; regulation of cytoskeleton organization. Gene Ontology annotation, molecular function: protein serine/threonine kinase activity; ATP binding. The record is from RefSeq and is a predicted model, not a curated record. Gene Ontology annotation, cellular component: cytoplasm. The transcript has 21 exons. The coding region runs from base 792 to 3836 and encodes 1014 amino acids. Lineage: Eukaryota; Metazoa; Chordata; Actinopteri; Cichliformes; Cichlidae.
GAGAGGGGGCAACAUUUAGCCCGCGGGGUGCAGCAGGACAACAACCUCGGCGAGUCCCCCACCCCCCCACCUCCAAAACUGUCACACGUGUACUCUCGCUUCAGUUAAAGCUGGCUCCUGAGCCGCUCGGACUCCUGUUUGUUUCAUUAUCUCCUCGGUUCCUUCACGGUGGAAGGGAGGUGAUUCUCUCCGCCGCCAUUUUUGGGGAACUGCUUAUUCGUAAAGAAACUUUGCUAGCUGCUUCCUAACGUUAGCAGCUAGCUGGUUGGCCAGUACCCUGCCUGCCUUUCCUGCAGCUCGUUGUGACAGUUUAAGCUUGGCAGUCAAUCGUUAUCCAGCUCAGCUCUUUGCUUCGCUUUCAUAUAAAUAUUUAUUAUUUUCACUUGCUGACGAAAAUCGGUUAUUGCUAAGGAGAAUAAUCGGGCUGGGCAGAAUGACCGUCUGUAUUUGGGUAGGGCAAUUAUGCGGUUAGAUUAGCGAAUUAGCAUUGCUAACUUAUCGGCUAGCGAAUUCCGCACUCUGAUUUGCCCGGAUUGCUUUGCCUGCCCGUGAUUUAGCCACAGACACCUUGCCCUGCUCUGUUUCCGAGUAACCGGAUUAAGCAGCCGUUCAUACCCCCACUUCAUCUCAACCUGUGUGGAUUCAUUUUUCUUUUCUUGACAAGGCGCCCAUGUACUGGUUCCUUAGGGUCAUCGAUUACCGCAGAUGAAUCUUCAGCUGCUUUGCCAUAGCUCAGCAGCCAGAUAGUCCCAUCGCCUUUGCGUGGGUGAUAAGGGACUACAUUAACCAGGAUGCCCUCCUCCGUAAGGGCAGGGAGCCUCAAGGAUCCGGAGGUGGCUGAGCUUUUCUUCAAAGAAGAUCCAGAGAAGCUUUUCUCCGACCUCCGAGAAAUUGGCCAUGGCAGCUUUGGCGCGGUCUACUUUGCACGGGAUGUGCGCACAAACGAGGUGGUGGCAAUUAAAAAGAUGUCCUACAGUGGCAAACAGUCUAAUGAGAAAUGGCAGGACAUCAUAAAGGAGGUGAAGUUCCUCCAAAGGAUCCGGCACCCCAACAGUAUAGAAUAUAAAGGAUGUUACCUCCGUGAGCACACAGCAUGGCUGGUGAUGGAGUACUGUCUUGGCUCGGCCUCUGACCUGCUAGAAGUUCAUAAAAAACCUUUACAAGAAGUUGAGAUUGCUGCCAUCACACAUGGUGCUCUGCAGGGGCUGGCCUACCUUCAUUCCCAUAAUAUGAUCCACAGGGAUGUGAAAGCUGGCAACAUCCUGCUGACUGAGCCUGGCCAAGUCAAACUGGCAGAUUUUGGCUCUGCCUCCAUUGCCUCACCUGCCAACUCUUUUGUGGGAACGCCAUAUUGGAUGGCCCCAGAGGUGAUUCUAGCUAUGGAUGAAGGCCAGUAUGAUGGAAAGGUGGACGUCUGGUCCUUAGGGAUUACCUGUAUAGAAUUAGCGGAGAGGAAGCCUCCCUUGUUUAACAUGAAUGCAAUGAGUGCCUUAUACCACAUAGCGCAGAAUGAGAGCCCCACGCUGCAGUCCAGUGAAUGGUCAGAAGAUUUUAGAAACUUUAUCGAUUCUUGCCUUCAGAAAAUCCCCCAGGACCGACCGCACUCUGACGACAUGUUGGGUCACGAGUUUCUGCAACGUGAGCGUCCAGACUCUGUGCUGAUGGACCUCAUUCAGAGAACCAAGGAUGCCGUACGAGAGCUGGAUAACCUGCAGUACCGAAAGAUGAAGAAGAUCCUCCUUCAGGAGGCCCACAAUGGGCCCACUUCAGAAGCCCAGGAUGCAGACGAGGACCUGGAGCCUGGUGGAGGUCGGACAGGAACGGUGAAUAGCGUUGGCAGUAAUCAGUCCAUCCCCAGCAUGUCUAUCAGCGCUAGCUCCCAGAGCAGCUCUGUCAACAGCCUGAAUGAAGCAGCCCAGGACAGCCGCAGUGAGCUGGACCUAAUGGAAGGAGAUCACACAGUCAUGUCCAACAGCUCAGUCAUACACCUCAAACCGGAGGAAGAAGAGAGUCUCUCUUUGGAACAAGCGGCCACCAGUGAGCCCACUGAGCCCCAGCCAACACCAGCUCAGGCCCCGAGGAAGCACUACCGCAACAGAGAGCACUUUGCCACUAUACGCACAGCAUCACUUGUGACACGUGAGAUGCAAGAACACGAGCAGGACUCGGAGCUGAGGGAGCAGAUGUCAGGAUACAAACGCAUGAGGCGGCAACAUCAGAAGCACCUAAUGGCCCUGGAGAACAAGCUGAAAGGGGAAAUGGAUGAGCACAGGCUGAGGCUGGACAAAGAGCUGGAGAGUCAGAGGAACAACUUCACCCAGGAGAUGGAGAAGCUGCUUAAAAAACACCAAGCGGCCCUGGAAAAAGACCUGAAGACGUUUGCCAACGAUGAGAAGAAGUUCCAGCAGCACAUUCAGGUUCAGCAGAAGAAGGAGCUCAGCAGCUUCUUGGAGUCGCAAAAGCGGGAGUAUAAACUACGCAAAGAGCAGCUCAAAGAGGAGCUGAGUGAGAACCAGUCAACACCCAAAAAAGAGAAGCAGGAGUGGCUGUCCAAGCAGAAAGAGAACAUCCAACACUUCCAGGCUGAGGAGGAGGCUAACCUGCUGAGGAGACAGAGGCAGUAUCUGGAGCUGGAGUGUAGGCGGUUCAAACGCAGGAUCCUCAUCGCCAGACACAAUGUGGAGCAGGACCUGGCCAGAGAGGAGCUGAACAAACGUCAAACGCAGAAGGAUCUGGAGCAUGCAAUGCUGCUGAGGCAUCACGAGUCCAUGCAGGAGCUGGAGUUCAGGCAUCUGGCAACAAUCCAGAAGGCCCGGGCAGAGCUGAUACGCACCCAGCACCAGACAGAGCUCACUAACCAGCUGGAGUACAAUAAGAGGAGGGAGAGGGAGCUGAGGCGCAAGCAUGUCAUGGAGGUCCGGCAGCAGCCCAAAAGCCUGAAGUCUAAGGAGCUUCAGAUUAAGAAGCAGUUUCAGGAGACCUGCAAAACGCAGACUCGGCAGUACAAGGCCCUCAGGAACCAUCUGCUCGAGACAACACCCAAGUCCGACCACAAGGCUGUCCUAAAGAGGCUGAAGGAGGAGCAGACUAGGAAGCUGGCCAUCCUCGCCGAGCAGUAUGACCACUCCAUCAAUGAAAUGCUCUCCACACAGGCUCUGCGGUUGGAUGAAGCUCAGGAGGCGGAGUGUCAGGUGCUGAGGAUGCAGUUGCAGCAGGAGCUUGAGCUGCUCAAUGCUUACCAGAGCAAAAUCAAGAUGCAGACAGACGCACAGCACGACAAGGAGAGAAGGGAGCUGGAGCAGAGGGUGUCUCUGCGGCGGGCUCUGCUGGAGCAGAAAAUCGAGGAGGAAAUGCUUUCCCUGCAAAACGAGCGUCUGGAGCGAAUCCGCUCACUGCUGGAGCGCCAGGCCCGAGAGAUCGAGGCUUUUGACUCGGAGUCCAUGCGACUGGGCUUCAGCAACAUGGUGCUCACUAACCUGGCUCCCGAUUCUCAGGGAGGCUGGGGAGGAGGAGGAGGAGGAGGCCAGGGGGCUCAGGGGGGAGGCCACUGGCCGGGAGGAGGUGGAGGAAGCAGUCACCAUAGUCAUCACCAGGGGGGCUCCAGCUCACAGCAGUCCUGGGGUCACCCCAUGCUGGCUGGGGGCCCACCACCCUGGAGCCUCCACCACCCUGGUGGGGGUAGUCAGAGGGGUAGCCAAGGAGGUGCGGGAGGGGUGAGGAACAGCCCGCAGGCUAUGAGGAGGACGUCAUCAGGGGGGAGGAGUGAACAGGGCAUGAGCAGGAGCGCCAGCAUCACCUCUCAGAUCUCCAAUGGAUCCCACCUGUCAUACACCUAAAAUACACACGCACACACAAAUUGUCUUAAAGCUAAUAUCUCGCUCCGAGAUAACUGUACACACACGCAUCACGCACAUACCACAGUACAUCUCGCACUGCACAGUACUGAGGCUGGGUUUACCUGAGCCCAGUCGCUCUCCUGUCACCACUGCUCUACAUCAGUGUACUGCUAGCAGCAGUCUGUGGAAACCCAGAAGACUUGAGACUAAUAAGAUACCCGAGGGCCAUUUACAGUAGUGCAAUAGUAGUUUUCUUGUUGUUUUUUUGUUUUUUUUACUGCAGCAUACACUGCUGUGUGUGUUUGUUACUGCCGUAUCAGUCUCUGUUGCCACAAUCCCAAACUAGUGUGUUAAUUUUCUAUUGAGAGUGGUUUGUUUGCCAUCUUCUGUUUCGCAGUAUUGUUUUAAACCCAAGUGGGACCGAUUGUGCACAAAGCUGCUGAGCUUGUCCUUCAAACCAGAUUUAAACUGAUGAAAAGUUAAAUUAGAUUAUUUAUGUGUAGUUGGGGGAAGACUAGAGAACGGAAGGACUGUUUCAAGCGACGCUUGACGCAGCUGAGGAAGUUAAUGGACCGAGAAAGAGAGCGAAGGUCGUUGUAAGUGAAUAGCUGUGGGUGUUGCUGACUGUUUAGCUGCAGUGCAGGGGGACAGUUGUGGUGACAGUAUUAAUUCCAGCUCCAAAGCUAAUCCAGCUGACUUGACGUGAGAAGUUUCAGCGAGAUCAGCAGCCCAGCCCAGCUGCCAAAGGUAAAGGUGCAGAGUUGGAUUUGUCGUUAUAGCUACUCAUGCCAACAAUACUGUGGUGUAGUGAAACACAUUGUGCCGGAGAAAGGCAGUUCAGUGGACAUUAAUGCCACGUGGCCAAGGGAGCCACUUGUCCUUCGUGUUCAGCUCCGUUAUCUCAGCUCUUGGGUUUCCACAGGCCUCUGGCCUUCACUCACACCUGCCCAGUGGAAGGCCAGUCUGAAGGGCACUUGGAUCCUUAUUAGUCUGCAGGCCCUAUGACAGAGAUGGGUUUUCAGCAGCACCUAACCUCAACUUUGAACAGUUUCAAAACUGGUGUUCACUCAUCACUUGUUUGCAAUACAAUUUCAAUCUGAUUUGGCACCAUUUUAGUGAUGCACUAUGCAGUUAGAAACAACAAGAAAAGAGGAAAAAAAAUGACACAAGCCUUUUGGCCUACCUCAAGAACACUCAAGUUAGAGCCUUGAAUGUCUUGAUUUGCACUUUGGCGUAGGCUUUCACCCACUCUUAAUUGUUAAUCGGACACAUUUACACAAACAUGUAGUGGCUAUUCAUUUUAUUCGCCCAGGCAAACAUUACGUAAGCCUGGUUUAUAAAUGCAUGUGCGUUGAAAAUAGCACACUUAGCCUUUGUGAGCUGAGUUGGAUGUAAAUUGGCAACACAGUCAGCAGCAGCAGGCAAAUUUAUUAAUGUAUAAAAACGUCCGUGAAGCUUUGGGAAGUAUUAUUAUUCACAGUUGCCCGAAAUGCCUUUUUGUUAUUUCUUUGUUAUUUUCUUUCUUUCUUUAUUUUUAAACCUUAUAAGACCCUACAGUGAAAACAAAUGAACACAGAGUGAGGAGGAGCUUCACUAGCCCUCAGCUUGGUUGGUGACUGCUGAACGUUUUUGAAGAGUGGAUGGGUGGUGAUGCUGGGAUCUCCGCUGCCAUGCCCCUGCAACCUUCCCCGGUCUGACACCCCGCUCUGUCUCACCCCUGAUGACCACAAUGUCACAUUCUGACCACCGAUCUUGUCCCCCAGCAUCCCUCCGCCUACGUUUCCUCCCCUCUGGAGCCUCCUUUUUGUUUUGGUUUUUUUGGUCUUCGCUCCUUCGCUCCCCUCCUGGAUCUUUGUGGAAAGAGCUCUCUCAAGUAAAACAAAAGAAGAAAGAAAUAUAUAUAAAUGUUAUAAAUCUAUAAAGAAGGAUUAUAGAGAUGUAAAGCUAAAGGUGGAAAGUGUUAUUGUGAAACAGAGUUUAUGCAUUAUAUGUUGCUGCAGAGGUGGAAUGUACAGGAAAAGCGUGUUAAUAUUGUAUAUUUUGAAUCUGAACAUGUGGAGAUCGAAUCGACAAAUCAGAGACGAGUUAACUUGCGAUGCAGGCACAGCGGUGCGUGGCUUUAGAGCGGCGGCAGUUGAACGAUGGAUCGAUUCGCGGCUGCUGAGUUUUUCACUGUCUUAUUUGCAGCUGCGAGUUCUCGAACUUGUUACAGAUAUGCUGUUGUGAAUGAUAACAACACAACUGUAGGUCAGAUUGCCUUGAGUAAACGGCAACACUUUGUUUUGUAGUGUAUGAGGAUGAUUUUGCACAUAAUUUGAAAACUAGUUAGGUGGAGCCUUUGCUCGAGCACUGGCUAUGUGUUACUGACAUUGUACCCCAUAGUGAAGACUCAGCCUCUCUGCUUCAUAUCUUGGUGGUUUUUAAAGGACUUGGAGCUAAAGUAAAGGUUAUAACAUGAGGGGGGAAAAGUCUUUUUAAAGAUUUAUUUAAGGAAAAAAAAGAAGUGUUAAAAUCUGAAAUGGCUAAAAUUGUUUCCAGAUUCUUGCUGUAGACAGUAAACAUUUUUGUCUUGUAGGGUCCACUGACCUUACAUUUUCUGAUCUGUGCACCAAGAGCCCUGUUUGUUUAUGGUUCGACACAAACCAUUUUCACACUGCACUUAAUGAUUUGCCUUUGGUGUGGGGGGGAGUACCAACCUGUAGUCAAUAGUUUGAAUCUCUUUUUUGGCUCAGAAACAAAGCGCCUGUAUGCCAUUGUACCAACUUUCCCCCCAGCUCUUUAGUGUUUUUAUGCCAGAAGGGGUGUUUUUAAUUUCCAGAUGAUGUCUGCAGAGGGCCAAACGAGCGGUGGACUUUUAGACCUUCUCUUGUGUUUACUAGAACUCCCAGGUGUUUUGCGAGGCAGUCUACCUUUAGACCUCGGUCACUCUGAACUGGAUCAGUUGCACUGAUUGCACAAGUGACUGACCAGAUUAAAGAGUCUACUGUGAUCCACCCCCCCAACUCUCAGUGUUUGGGUUGGGGGAGGAGGUGACUGCUAUUGCUGAAAGUAGGUGGGAGGCAGGCUUAUGUCUCUGUACAGUCUGUUUUAUCAGUAUUCCUUUUAUCUCCUGUCAUUUGGUGGAUCUUGCUGUUUUAUUCUCCCUGGUCCAGAGAUCUGUAUUAAACUGUAUUAAAUGUAUAGAUUGUGCAGAAAGCUGAAUGUUGCAUAGCAGAAGAGAAAAGAUAUUCCUUACAGAUGACAAAGUAAAAUGUAUAAAUGAAACUCAAAGGCAAAGUUUAGGGGAUAAAUGUAAUAUUUUGUUUGUAAUUACUAUUUUUUGUUGGAAGAGGGCUACUGGAUAAAGAAUCAUCUGUAAUAAAAUAAUUUUAAUAUUUA